CUUCUCUCUCUCCGUGGCGACACUCCUCCCCACCUGUGUCUUCCUGUCCGUUAGGGUCAGCACACCUGCCUUCUUUCCCCGACGGGACAUUCUGAUACCACCGGUACCACAAAGUUGUAAUGACUGGUGAACGGACGGGUUUCGGUGAUCGCUUGGGCGUUGCUUAUGAUGUGUGGGAACACUGAAUUAUCCAGGCCUUGAGAACUUUUCUGAGCAGACAUGGCAGGGAGAGUAGCAGGACGAGCCUGCCGUAGUGUUGGACUAUGUGGAUCAGUUCUACUACUGCUGGCUCUAUUUGUGGUGCAGUCAGGUGGUGUUGCAGUGAUGUCUGUUGAUCUGGGCAGUGAGUGGAUGAAGGUUGCAAUUGUCAAGCCUGGUGUUCCCAUGGAGAUUGCAUUGAACAAGGAGUCAAAGAGGAAAACCCCAGUGGUGGUUUCAAUCAGAAAUGGAGAAAGGGAGUUUGAAAAUGAGGCAUUGACUGUUGCUGUUAAAUAUCCAAAGCAGGCCUAUCGGUACAUACAUCACGUGUUGGGUCAGAAGUACGACAGCCCUCAGGUGGCCAGGUUCCAGCAGCAGUUUCCACAUUAUGAGCUCGUCAAAGAUGAGGAGAGAGGAACAGUCCUGUUCAAGCAUGAUGAGGAUACCCUGUUCUCACCAGAGGAGGUGCUUGGCAUGGUACUGAACAGGUCAAGAGAGAUUGCAGAACAAUUUGCAGAGGAGCCAAUCCGCCAUAUCGUGAUCACCGUCCCAGCGUAUUUCAACCAGGCAGAAAGGCGUGCUGUGAUGCGAGCAGCUGAACUUGUGGACCUGACAGUGCUACAACUCAUCAAUGAUAACUCAGCAGUGGCACUGCACUAUGGUGUGUUCAGAAGAAAAGAGUUCAAUGCUACAAUUCAGCACAUCAUGUUUUAUGACAUGGGUGCCACUGGUACUACAGCCACUAUAGUGGGUUACCAAGUGGUCAAAACCAAGGAGAAAGGAAUCACAGACACACAUCCUCAACUGGUUAUCAAGGGAGUUGGCCAUGACCGCUACCUUGGUGGCCUUGAAAUGGAGUUACGUCUGCGAGACCAUCUGGCAGAUGUAUUCUCUAAAGAGAAGAAGGCUAGUGUUGACAUAAGGAAGUCACCACGGGCUAUGGCCAAGCUGCUGAAGGAAGCCAAACGGGUGAAGAAAGUUCUCAGUGCAAAUUCAGAUCAUCAGGCACAGAUUGAAGGGGUUCAUGAAGACAUUGACUUCAGGACAAAGGUGACCAGAGCAGAGUUGGAAGAAAUGUGUGCUGACCUGUUUGACCGUGUGGCCGGACCUGUGAGAUCUGCACUGAAAUCUGCAGACAUGACAAUGGGUGAGAUAGAUCAGGUGAUCAUAUUUGGAGGAGGCACACGUGUUCCCAAAGUCCAGGAGGCGCUUCUGAAGGCUGUCAAAAAACCUGACCUUGGGAAGAGUGUGAAUGCUGAUGAGGCAGCAGCUAUGGGUGGUGUUUAUCAAGCGGCUUUCCUCAGCAAGGCUUACAGAGUCAAAAAGUUUGUCAUCAAAGAUGCAGCACUUUAUCCUAUUGAGGUGGAUUUCUCUCGUCCUAUCAAAAACGAGGAUGGCAGUGAAGGCGUCAAGGUUGUUCGUAGGACACUGUUCAACAGGAUGAACCCAUUCCCACAGAAGAAAGUCAUGACCUUCAACAAGCACACAACAGACUUUGAGUUCCAUGUCAACUAUGGUGACCUCAGUUUCCUACCUGAGGAAGAGAUCAAAGCAUUUCCAUCCAUGAACCUGACAACCAUUAAGUUGGAUGGGGUUGGAACUGCACUAGAAAAGCAUGCAGAAGAGCCUAACACAGAGUUCAAAGGUGUCAAGGCACACUUCCGAAUGGAUGAAAGCGGGAUCCUUAACUUAGACAAGGUGGAGAGUGUCUUUGAGAAGCAAGUGGAGGGUGCUGAGGGAAGUGAGGAUGCAGAGGAGUCCACUCUGGCUAAGUUGGGCAGCACCAUCAGUAACUUCUUCACUGGUGGGUCAGAUCAGAAGGAAGAUGGGGAAGUUGGUACAGGGGAGGAGACAGAUGGACAGGAGGCACCUGAAGGGACCCCUGAUCAGACCCCAGAGAAAGAAGGAGAGAAGCCUGAGGAGAAGCCAGAGGAAAGCUCUCCAGGGGAGGAUAAAUCUGGUGACAAAGAGGAGAAGCAACAAGAGCCCCCAAGUGAAGAGGAGCAAAAGACCGAGAAGACACAGGACUCAUCAGAUUCAGAUUCUGAGAAGCCAUCGGAAGAAUCUUCACAAGACAGUGGUAAAGAUGAAGAAAAAACCGAGACACAACCCAAGAAUGAGACAGAGCAGGGGGAUGCAGCCAAAAAUGCCACCAAGAAAGAGCCAGAGAAGAAAGUAGCCAAGGCAUCUACUGUAAAAGAAGAUAUUGGAGUGACAACAAACAUCCUUGACUUGGAAGAUCCAUCAAAAUCAAGUUUUGAAGCCUCCGUUGAGAAAUUGAAGGUCCUCAUGGAAAGAGACCUUGCAAGAGCCCUGAAGGCAAAGGCCCUGAACACCCUGGAGUCCUACAUUGUCGACAUGCAGGACAAGCUGUACCAGGAGGAGUAUGAGGCCUGUGCUGUAGAAGAAGAAAGGGACCAAAUUAGGGCGAGAUUGAGUGAGAUGUCUGAUUGGCUGUACGAGGAUGAGAGUGAAAGUGCAACACCUGCGGUAUAUAAGGAAAAACUACAAGAGCUGAAGAAGCUUUGCAAACCAGUCAAUGACCGUGUGAAGGAAAACAGAAAUCGGCCUAAAGCCCUAGCAGGUCUGAAAGACACUCUCAACCACUCAACUGUCUUCAUGAAGACACUGCAAAACUUCUCUGAAGAAGCCUUUACACAAGUGGAAAAGGAUACACUUGCAACUCUUAUUAAUGACACAAAAGCCUGGAGGAGCAGCAUGGUAAAACAGCAAAAGGGAAAAGCUUGUCACGAGGAAGCUGUUUUCACCUCAAAAGAAGUGGAAGAAAAAGACAAGGAUCUGCAGCGGGAAGUUGCUUACCUGUUGAAUAAACUUAAGAACUACAGGCCGCCUGUCAAGAAGCCAGAGAAAUCUGCCAACAAAACUGCCACUAAUGAAACAGCAAGUAGCAAUAAUACUAAGGAUGAAAACUUAAAGCCAGAGAAUGACACUAUCACUUCAGAUGACUCCAUCAAAGAUAAAGCAGGAGAUGGUGAUCCCACCAUUGAACCUGUAGAGACUCAAGAAGCAGCACCUGAAACUGAUGCAGAUAAGUCAUCUACUGAGGGUGAGGGUGAUGGUCCUGGUCCUGAUAAUGAGAAUGGUGCGGGUGCUGAAGGUGGGGACACAGAGGGUGGGGACAGACAAGGGGAUGAGUCUGAAGAACUGCAACUAGAGGCUGCACCAACUCAAUCUAAAGAAGAAAAACAGCCAGAAGACGCACACGACAGACAAGAGAAAAAUGAUGAACUAUAACAAAUGUUAGAAAUAUUGUUACAGAUGUAAAUUAUUUGUUUGUUUCAAAAGAGGAUAUUUGAUGCUUGGAAAGAAUCUCCUGGGUUAUUCAUGGGUGUCUCUUCACUUUUUCUCUCUUCUUUCAUACUACUAGUAUUUUCAUCCUUCAUGAUAUUCUAUAUUUCAAUCAAAUGUUUGCUAAUCAAGAUCUGUAUUGAAUGUGCACUUUCUCUUUAUACAAAGACUAAUAGACAGCAAAGCUGUAUUUAAUGUAGCAAUGUUUAUUUCUUAUUGUUCAUCAAGAAAAUAUCUGUAAUAUGACACUACAAAUGAAAUGGUCACUGCAAGGAAAUGUGUAAUAGGAUAUUUGGAUUCAUGCUUUGUUACAGUGUCUUUUCUUCUUAUCGUAAUAUUGUACUUUCACUUUCUACAUUGCAUGGAGACCCAAGAAGGUAUGCAGACUUGGCUAAUAACAGAUUAGCAUGUGUACAGUUCAGUUUAACUUUCAGUUUCUUGACAACAUUUUAUGGACCAAGUCUUAUGUUAUAUUCAAUGGAUUCACUGGACAUGUAAAAGCCUCUCACUAUCCAUUAAACCAUUAAACUAUAUCAAUAUUGGUUCUUCUUCUCAUUAACAGAUUUUGCCAGUUUCUCUGCAUACUGAUUUAAACUUCUGUAUUGCACAAAA
Molecule: messenger RNA, 4119 nt
Organism: Branchiostoma floridae (Florida lancelet)
Lineage: Eukaryota; Metazoa; Chordata; Leptocardii; Amphioxiformes; Branchiostomatidae
Product: hypoxia up-regulated protein 1-like
Exons: 29
Coding region: 220-3453 (1077 amino acids)
Biological process (GO): endoplasmic reticulum unfolded protein response; cellular response to hypoxia; negative regulation of hypoxia-induced intrinsic apoptotic signaling pathway
Cellular component (GO): endoplasmic reticulum chaperone complex
Molecular function (GO): ATP-dependent protein folding chaperone; ATP binding
Source: RefSeq, a predicted model, not a curated record